AUGGGGACUUCUCCUGCGACCGAGUCGAAGUCCCCCAAAUCGUCCGGCAACAAGACAUCACGGCAAGAUACAGCUUCCAAAUCCAAGACCGAUUCCGCCGUAAAGACUGACGGCGCGUCUAAUGCGGAAGCCACCAAACCACUCGCACCGCCGCCUCGACCUGGUCAACAACCACAAGGCAAUAAUACUCCCGACUACUUCUCUGGCCAAGUUGGCGGAUCUCUCAGUCUGGAGCCCAAUCCAUUCGAACAGUCUUUCGGGGGUGGUGGUGGCCCAGAAACCCCAGGAGGCACAAAACUUCCUUCUGUCGCGGCCUUGACCUCGCCGUCUUCGCUUUUGCCCGGCGGCAAUAGUACACCGUUCAACUGGGGAGGAGGUUCGCUGCGCACCGGUCCUCUAAGUCCUGCAAUGUUGUCAGGACCCGCCAACGAUUAUUUCAGCGACACGCACCACAUUCGCGGCGGAUUUCCAACACCAAACGAGUCGUCGUUACGAUCUGGACUUACACCUGGAGGCAGCGGGUCUAUGUUCCCGGCGCCAAGCCCAAACUCUCAAGCAAUCUUCGCACAGCUUGCUAGCGGAGGCGCGACCCCAGGCACAAUCGACUUCCAUCGAACUGCUAUGAGCGCGGCUGCCGCUAAACGCGAGCAAGGACAGCCACAAGCACAACCGCAACCCGCAACGUCACAACCGGCAGACAUGCCAAACGGCACAACUGCUACAGUUAAAACAGAACCCAAACAGGCAUCCGGACCUUUCGACCCACACGAUAACGACGCCGCCAACGGCCUCUUCAUGCUCGCGCAAGGUGCGCAAACCAGAAACGGAAACCAGGCAUCAACCCAAUUUGGCACCUCAGCUGCCCCUAGCCACGCUCACCCGGCUCCAGCACCAGCUCAGGCUUCAAAUACAUCACCAAAAAUGUCGACCAGCCAUGCGGCUUCGCGGGGUGUCAGUGAAGGCACUAACGGGUCCGAAGAGAGCGAGCAAGCCACAAAGCCAGCUCCUAAAGGCAAAGGAAAGAAAGCCACAGGUGGUGCCAAUGGUAGAAGGAAAGCGGAAGAUCCGCCCGCCAAGGCACCUCCUAACAAGAAGCUCAAGGGCAAUACUGGCAUGGCAAAUGGAAUGUCACCCGAACUGUCGGAUGACGAUAUGGAUGAUGAUGGAGAUGACCCCAAUUCCAGGACAAAGAUGACUGAUGAAGAGAAACGCAAGAACUUUCUCGAACGUAAUCGUGUUGCUGCUCUCAAGUGUCGUCAACGUAAGAAGCAGUGGCUUGCCAAUCUGCAAAACAAGGUUGAGAUGUACAGCAGCGAGAACGAUGCCCUCACUGCUCAAAUCACCCAGCUAAGAGAGGAAGUCGUGAACCUAAAGACCUUGUUGUUGGCGCACAAAGAUUGCCCCGUUACUCAGCAACAAGGCCUUCACGGCGCCUUCAUGUCCGGGGUUGUCGAGCCUUUUAAUGCUCAGAUGAAUCCCUAUGGAAUGGCCGGCCCUAUGCCCAACCAACAACAGGUCAUGGCUGGUCAAGGAGUCCAACGCCGAUUCUCAUAG
Messenger RNA from Pochonia chlamydosporia 170, 1554 nucleotides. Its product is annotated as bZIP transcription factor (AtfA). The record is from RefSeq and is a predicted model, not a curated record. Gene Ontology annotation, biological process: regulation of transcription by RNA polymerase II. Bases 1 to 1554 code for a protein of 517 amino acids. The transcript has 3 exons. Gene Ontology annotation, molecular function: RNA polymerase II cis-regulatory region sequence-specific DNA binding; DNA-binding transcription factor activity, RNA polymerase II-specific. NCBI's taxonomy places the organism in Eukaryota, Fungi, Ascomycota, Sordariomycetes, Hypocreales, Clavicipitaceae.